AUGGCUGACUUCACAUUGCACCGGGCGCCCCCUUUCCGGGCAGAGCAAAUGGGAUCACUGCUUCGCCCCCAAAAGCUCCUCGAUGUCCGGGCCGCCAUACGGGACAAAAACCUCUCCCCAGAAGAAGCAGGUCUUCCUGCCGUUGAGAAGGAGUCCAUUGGAGAGAUCGUCAAGACGCAGCUCUCGUUGGGCUUCAAAGCCGUCACCUCGGGCGAAUACAGCCGAACACGCUUCUGGGGAUUGUUCUGGGAUGAGCUGGAAGGCACCAAGCGCCUACAGGAUGCCGAGGCGAGCAUGUUUCGCCUGUAUCACCCCGAUGUGGUCUCUUUGAUCGAGAAGGAUCGAAAAGUCAUGCCUGGGGACAGUGUGAUUGCUGGUGCCAAGAUCAGACAUGCCGGCACAGAGUCAAAUCUCCACGAGCUGCGGCUGGUACAGGCUUUUGUCCCGAAGGAAGAUUGGGGCAAUAUCAAGCUCACCAUGAUUACACCGUCUUGGUUCCACAUGCGGUACAAACAAGGACGCGCAUACACGCCGGAAGCAUACAAGAACGAUGCCGAGUACUUCAAGGACGUUGCGGCGGCCUAUUCAAAAGAGCUUGAGGUUCUCUAUGAAGCUGGUCUGAGAAAUGUCCAAUUCGACGACCCGAAUCUGGCAUACUUUUGCUCUAAGCAAUUCCGAGAUGGCUGGGCACAGGAUUCCGACAACAUCGGCUCCGUCGAUGACCUUCUUGACGCCUACAUCAAUCUCUAUAACGACUCGAUAUGCAAGUGUCCACCCGAUAUGCACACCGGUGUCCACUUGUGCCGGGGAAAUUUUAUCGGCGGGCGGCAUUUUGCAGAGGGAGCGUACGACAUCAUAGCCAGCAAACUGUUCCAAAAUCUCAAUGUCAACACCUUCUACCUGGAAUACGACACUGAACGGGCGGGUGGAUUUGAACCCCUGAAACACCUGCCGAAGAACAAGAACGUGAUCAUCGGUUGCAUCAGUACGAAGCUGAGGAAAUUGGAAGACAAGGAAGAAAUGAAACAAAGAAUUUAUAAGGCGGCGGAGUACGUCGCCGAGGGAUCGAAUCAAUCGAGGGAAGAAGCUCUCAAGAGAAUUGGAAUCUCUCCCCAGUGCGGGUUCAGCACUCAUGAGAGCGGGUACCCCUUGAGCCAAGAGGAUCAAGAGAACAAGUUGAAGUUGAUCAGGCAAAUCGCAGAUGAGAUCUGGGGGGAGCCGUGA
Fonsecaea multimorphosa CBS 102226 is the source of this 1224-nucleotide messenger RNA. RefSeq lists its product as uncharacterized. Gene Ontology annotation, molecular function: zinc ion binding; 5-methyltetrahydropteroyltriglutamate-homocysteine S-methyltransferase activity. The transcript is spliced from 3 exons. Lineage: Eukaryota; Fungi; Ascomycota; Eurotiomycetes; Chaetothyriales; Herpotrichiellaceae. The coding region runs from base 1 to 1224 and encodes 407 amino acids. The record is from RefSeq and is a predicted model, not a curated record.